CUCACGAAAAAGGAGGCCUUGAAAUCUAAAUCGAGCCAAACAUUUACGUUGCUGUCCCAUCAGCACAUCUACAUCAGUUGAACAUUGAAAUUCAAACUCUUCGGACGGUAACGGGACGACAUUAUCAAAAUUAAUUUUUUUAUUUUUCCCCGGCAAGCAAGUCAGAAAAAGUAAAUCAUCAUGUGCAGCUUCCCUUGCUAUCCUUGUGCCGCCCUGUGUCCCUGCGGAGGAAGUGGACCCAGUGGAUUCUACGAUCCCUGUUUCGGACCCUACAACGGACCCUUCAACUCCUGGUGUGGGGCAAGUGGUCCAGGCUUCUGGGGAGGUAGAUGCUGCUAAUCUGUGCCGAGAAUUGCACUUGCUUGACCAGGAAAAGCGGAAAUAACAUCCGAUUCACGUCACUUUUGAAGAGAAGAAUGUCUAUUGAAUAAACUGUUCAAAAUA
Messenger RNA from Drosophila biarmipes, 444 nucleotides. RefSeq names its product male-specific sperm protein Mst87F. The transcript has 2 exons. Lineage: Eukaryota; Metazoa; Arthropoda; Insecta; Diptera; Drosophilidae. The record is from RefSeq and is a predicted model, not a curated record. The coding region runs from base 181 to 339 and encodes 52 amino acids.